AUGGAGAGGGCGUGCGAGCGUGCGCGACAGGGCGACCUGCAGUACUUCCAGAACCUUCCGCCCGACGAGGUCUCUCGCCUGGUGGCGGCAUCGGACGAGGACGGGCGGUCGCUGCUGCACGCGGCCGUUUCCGCCGGCCGGCUGGGGAUGGUGCAGGAGCUGGUGGCGCGGGGCGCGCGGGAGAGCGUCAACCGCCAGGAUGAUGAGGGAUGGGCACCACUGCACACAGCUGUCAGCAUCAACAAUGUCCCGCUGGUGGAGUACUUGCUAGAGAUGGGCGCAACAGUGGAUGUGAAAAAUGCAGGGAAGCGGGAGCCUAUCCACUAUGCGGCCAGCAAGGGUGGCCGUGAGCUGGUGGAUGUGCUCCUGGCUAAUGGCGCCACUGUGAAUGUGCAAGAUGCCACUGGCAGCACACCGCUACAUCGCGCAGCAAGCGCUGGACGGCUGAAGGCCGCCCAAGCGCUCGUGGAGAAGGGCGCCCUGAUCGAUGCCCGAGAUCGCACAGGAGCUACCCCCCUGUUCGUUGCUGUGACGUGCCAAAACGACAGCAUCGCACUCUACCUGGCUGCACAAGGCGCUGACCUUGAGGCCGAGACAAAAGAUAAGCAGACCCCGCUGGGCUCUGCUGGCAAGUUGGCUCAAGUGCUGAGAGCUGCUGCCAAUGGUGACAUCGAUGUCGACGACCUUUGA
Molecule: messenger RNA, 690 nt
Organism: Ostreobium quekettii
Lineage: Eukaryota; Viridiplantae; Chlorophyta; Ulvophyceae; Bryopsidales; Ostreobiaceae
Source: the annotation of a GenBank genome assembly